This is a messenger RNA of Penicillium hordei, 1107 nucleotides long. RefSeq names its product putative alcohol dehydrogenase. NCBI's taxonomy places the organism in Eukaryota, Fungi, Ascomycota, Eurotiomycetes, Eurotiales, Aspergillaceae. The transcript is spliced from 2 exons. Gene Ontology annotation, molecular function: oxidoreductase activity. The record is from RefSeq and is a predicted model, not a curated record. The coding region runs from base 1 to 1107 and encodes 368 amino acids.
AUGUCUAAAGCAAUUUACAUAUCCCCGAUUGACGGCAAGCCGGGCAAGCCAGGCCAAGUCUACUACCCGCUCUCCCUUCGCACCGUGCCCAAGCCUUCCCCGCAAGGGGGUGAGCUACUGGUGAAACUGACUGCUGCGGCGCUGAACCACCGCGACGUCUUCCUCCGCCAACACCUCUACCCCGGCCUGAGCUUUGAUGUGCCUCUGCUUUCAGACGGAGUCGGUACCGUUGUCGGCACUGGCCCGAACGUCCCCGAUUCAGAAAAAUGGCAAGGCAAGCGGGUGAUCUUGACCCCCAGUGUUGGCUGGAAGGAUUCGCCUGACGGGCCGGAGGAUGCAAGUGGAAAUCGAAUUAUGGGAGGCACCAAGUUUUAUGAUAAAGGGACAUUGCAGGAAUAUAUUACUAUCGAGUACUCAGAAGUCGAGGAGGCCCCUGAGCAUCUCUCUGAUGCCGAGGCUGCGGCUCUGCCCCUGACGGGCUUGACAGGCUGGAGAGCUCUGAUUACCAAGGCUGGUGAGAAGAACUCUGGAGAUGGUGCUGCUGUCUUGAUUACUGGCAUUGGUGGCGGUGUGGCUCUGAUGGUGUUGCGGUUUGCGGUUGCCAGAGGUGCGCAUGUAUUUGUGACGAGUUCGAGCCAGGAGAAGAUCCAGAAGGCCGUUGAGCUAGGUGCGACCGGUGGUAUUAGUUAUAAGGAAGAUAGUUGGGAAAAGAAGCUGUUGGGUAUGCUCCCAGCUGGGAAGAAGAACUUCGAUGCCGUCAUUGAUGGUGCCGGUGGUGAUUCUAUUGAGAAAUCUGUCAAGUUGCUCAAGGCUGGUGGUGUCCUCUCUAUAUAUGGAAUGACAGUGUCUCCCAAGAUGACAUUUACGAUGUCUGCUGUCCUCAAGAAUAUUGACGUCCGCGGAUCCACGAUGGGCUCCCGAAAGGAGUUUAAAGAGAUGAUUGACUUCAUCAAUGCUAAUAAGAUCCGCCCUGUGGUGUCGCGAGUUCUGCAGACUGAGCUAGAUGACUUGGCCGCAAUCAACGAGCUGUUUGAAGACAUGAAGAAGGGCACACAGUUCGGAAAACUGGUGGUUGAGUUUGGCAAGUCUACGGGCAGUAAGCUGUGA